GAGGAGGGUGGUGGGAAGGUGGGAGGCGUGUACUUGUGUCGGCUCUUCUGCCUUGAAUAUUAUAACUGCUACUUCCAUAUUUUAUGCACAUUUACCCGGACACUCUGGGUUGUUAGCCCUGCACCAGACACUGGGCCUCAGACACAGCGCGAUUCGCGCGGAGCAGCAAGCUAAAAAGAAACGCCCUGCACUGGCUAGCAAGGAGGCGGCGGGGGAAGAUGCGCGGCGCCGGCUGGCAGACGCUGUCCCUGUCGCUGGGGUUAGUGCUGGCGAUCCUGAACGAGGUGGCGCCGCAGGCGUGCCCGGCGCAGUGCUCCUGCUCGGGAAGCACGGUAGACUGUCAUGGGCUGGCGCUGCGCAGCGUGCCCAGGAAUAUCCCCCGCAACACCGAGAGACUAGAUUUGAAUGGAAAUAACAUCACACGGAUUACGAAAACGGACUUUGCUGGUCUUAGACACCUAAGAGUUCUUCAGCUUAUGGAGAAUAAGAUUAGCACCAUCGAAAAAGGAGCAUUCCAGGAUCUUAAAGAACUGGAGAGACUGCGUUUAAACAGAAAUCACCUUCAGCUGUUUCCUGAGUUGCUGUUUCUUGGGACUUCGAAGCUAUACCGGCUUGAUCUCAGUGAAAACCAAAUUCAGGCAGUUCCAAGGAAGGCUUUUCGUGGAGCGGUUGACAUUAAAAACCUGCAACUGGAUUACAACCAGAUCAGCUGUAUUGAAGAUGGGGCAUUUAGGGCUCUCCGGGACCUGGAAGUGCUCACUCUCAACAAUAACAACAUCACCAGACUUUCUGUGGCAAGUUUCAACCAUAUGCCUAAACUUAGGACUUUUCGCCUCCAUUCCAACAACCUGUAUUGUGACUGCCACCUGGCCUGGCUGUCUGACUGGCUGCGUCAAAGGCCCCGAGUGGGCCUCUACACCCAGUGCAUGGGCCCCUCCCACCUGAGGGGCCAUAAUGUAGCUGAGGUUCAAAAACGAGAAUUUGUCUGCAGCGGUCACCAGUCAUUUAUGGCUCCUUCCUGCAGCGUUUUGCACUGUCCAGCUGCUUGUACCUGUAGCAACAAUAUCGUAGAUUGUCGUGGGAAAGGUCUCACUGAGAUCCCCACGAAUCUGCCUGAGACCAUCACAGAAAUACGUCUGGAACAGAACUCAAUCAAGGUCAUCCCUCCUGGAGCUUUCUCACCAUAUAAAAAGCUUAGAAGAAUAGACCUGAGCAAUAAUCAGAUCUCUGAACUAGCUCCAGAUGCUUUCCAAGGACUGCGCUCUCUGAACUCACUUGUACUCUAUGGAAAUAAAAUCACGGAACUCCCAAAAAGUUUAUUCGAAGGAUUGUUUUCCUUACAGCUUCUACUGUUGAAUGCCAACAAGAUAAACUGCCUUCGGGUAGAUGCUUUCCAGGACCUGCACAACUUGAACCUUCUCUCCUUAUAUGACAACAAGCUUCAGACCAUUGCCAAGGGGACCUUUUCGCCUCUGCGGGCCAUUCAAACGAUGCAUUUGGCCCAGAACCCCUUUAUUUGUGACUGCCAUCUCAAGUGGCUGGCGGAUUAUCUCCAUACCAACCCGAUCGAGACCAGUGGUGCCCGCUGCACCAGCCCUCGGCGUCUGGCAAACAAAAGAAUCGGACAGAUCAAAAGCAAGAAAUUCCGUUGUUCAGCUAAAGAACAGUAUUUCAUUCCAGGUACAGAAGAUUAUCGAUCAAAAUUAAGUGGGGACUGCUUUGCAGAUUUGGCUUGCCCUGAAAAGUGCCGCUGUGAAGGGACCACAGUUGAUUGCUCCAAUCAAAAACUCACCAAAAUCCCGGACCAUGUUCCCCAGUACACUGCAGAACUGCGACUCAAUAAUAAUGAAUUCACAGUGUUGGAAGCUACUGGAAUCUUCAAGAAACUUCCUCAACUACGUAAAAUAAACUUUAGCAACAAUAAGAUCACAGACAUUGAAGAGGGAGCUUUUGAAGGAGCAUCUGGUGUGAAUGAAAUACUUCUCACAAGUAACCGUUUGGAAAAUGUGCAGCAUAAGAUGUUCAAGGGAUUGGAAAGCCUCAAAACUUUGAUGUUGAGAAGUAAUCGCAUAAGCUGUGUGGGGAAUGACAGCUUCAUAGGACUCAGUUCUGUGCGUUUGCUUUCUUUAUAUGAUAAUCAAAUUACUACAAUUGCACCGGGGGCAUUUGAUACUCUCCAUUCUUUAUCUACUCUAAAUCUCUUGGCCAAUCCCUUUAACUGUAAUUGCUACCUGGCUUGGUUGGGAGAAUGGCUCAGAAAGAAGAGAAUUGUAACCGGAAAUCCUCGAUGUCAGAAACCAUACUUCCUCAAAGAAAUCCCCAUCCAGGAUGUGGCCAUUCAAGACUUCACGUGUGAUGACGGAAAUGACGACAACAGUUGCUCCCCACUGUCUCGCUGUCCUACGGAAUGUACCUGCCUAGACACAGUGGUCCGAUGUAGCAACAAGGGCUUGAAGGUCUUGCCCAAAGGAAUUCCAAGAGAUGUCACUGAACUGUAUCUGGAUGGGAACCAAUUUACACUGGUUCCUAAGGAACUCUCUAACUACAAACACUUAACACUUAUAGACUUAAGUAACAACCGGAUAAGCACUCUUUCUAACCAGAGCUUCAGCAACAUGACCCAGCUCCUCACCUUAAUUCUUAGUUACAACCGUCUGAGAUGUAUUCCUCCUCAAACCUUCGAUGGAUUGAAAUCUCUUCGAUUACUCUCUUUACAUGGAAAUGACAUUUCUGUUGUGCCUGAAGGUGCUUUCAAUGAUCUUUCUGCGUUGUCACACCUAGCAAUUGGAGCCAACCCUCUCUACUGCGACUGUAACAUGCAAUGGUUAUCGGACUGGGUGAAGUCAGAAUAUAAAGAACCGGGAAUCGCUCGUUGUGCUGGUCCCGGAGAAAUGGCAGAUAAACUGUUACUCACAACUCCCUCCAAAAAAUUUACAUGUCAAGGUCCCGUGGAUGUCAGUAUUCUAGCUAAAUGCAACCCCUGCCUAUCAAACCCAUGUAAGAACGACGGCACCUGUAACAACGACCCAGUGGAGUUCUACCGCUGCACCUGCCCGUACGGUUUCAAGGGGCAGGACUGCGAUGUCCCAAUUCACGCAUGCAUCAGUAACCCAUGUAAACAUGGAGGAACGUGCCACUUAAAAGAAGGAGAAAAAGAUGGAUUCUGGUGUAUUUGUGCUGAUGGAUUUGAAGGAGAAAAUUGCGAAGUCAAUGUUGAUGACUGUGAGGACAAUGACUGUGAAAAUAAUUCUACCUGUGUUGAUGGAAUCAAUAACUACACGUGCCUUUGCCCACCUGAAUACACAGGUGAGUUGUGUGAGGAGAAACUGGACUUCUGUGCCCAGGACCUGAACCCCUGCCAGCACGACUCCAAGUGCAUCCUGACACCAAAGGGAUUCAAAUGUGACUGCACACCAGGGUACAUAGGCGAGCACUGCGAUGUUGAUUUCGACGACUGCCAAGAUAACAAGUGUAAAAAUGGAGCCCACUGCACAGACGCAGUGAAUGGCUAUACAUGCAUCUGCCCCGAAGGUUACAGUGGCUUGUUCUGUGAAUUUUCACCACCCAUGGUCCUCCCUCGUACCAGCCCGUGUGAUAAUUUUGAUUGUCAGAAUGGAGCUCAGUGCAUCAUCAGAAUAAAUGAGCCAAUAUGCCAGUGUUUGCCCGGCUACCAGGGAGAGAAGUGUGAAAAAUUGGUCAGUGUGAAUUUUGUAAACAAAGAGUCUUAUCUUCAGAUUCCUUCAGCCAAGGUUCGGCCCCAAACAAACAUCACACUUCAGAUUGCCACAGAUGAAGACAGUGGAAUCCUCCUGUACAAGGGGGACAAAGACCAUAUCGCUGUGGAACUCUACCGGGGACGUGUUCGUGCUAGCUAUGACACCGGCUCCCACCCGGCUUCCGCCAUUUACAGCGUGGAGACAAUAAAUGAUGGGAACUUUCACAUUGUGGAACUUCUUGCCCUGGAUCAGAGCCUCUCCCUCUCUGUGGAUGGAGGGAGCCCCAAAAUCAUCACCAACUUGUCAAAGCAGUCCACUCUGAAUUUCGACUCUCCACUCUACGUAGGAGGCAUGCCUGGGAAAAACAACGUGGCUGCGGCCCUGCGCCAGGCCCCGGGGCAGAACGGCACCAGUUUCCAUGGCUGUAUCCGGAACCUCUACAUCAACAGCGAGCUGCAGGACUUCCGCAAGAUGCCCAUGCAGACCGGCAUCCUGCCCGGCUGUGAGCCAUGCCACAAGAAGGUGUGUGCCCAUGGCACGUGCCAGGCCAGCAGUCAGUCGGGCUUCACCUGCGAGUGCGAGGAAGGAUGGACGGGGCCCCUGUGUGACCAGAGAACCAAUGACCCCUGCCUGGGAAACAAAUGCAUGCAUGGCGUCUGCCUGCCCAUCAAUGCCUUCUCCUACAGCUGUAAGUGCCUGGAGGGCCAUGGGGGCGUCCUCUGUGAUGAAGAGGAGGCUCUGUUUAACCCCUGCCAGGCGAUCAAGUGUAAGCACGGGAAAUGCAGGCUCUCAGGACUGGCGCAGCCCUACUGUGAAUGCAGCAGCGGCUACACUGGGGCCAGCUGUGAUCGAGAAAUCUCUUGCCAAGGGGAACGGGUGAGAGAUUAUUACCAAAAGCAGCAGGGCUAUGCCGCCUGCCAAACCACCAAGAAGGUGUCGCGGUUGGAGUGCAGAGGGGGCUGCGCCGGCGGCCAGUGCUGCGGGCCGCUGCGGAGCAAGCGGCGGAAAUACUCGUUCGAGUGCACGGACGGCUCCUCGUUCGUGGAGGAGGUGGAGAAGGUGGUCAAGUGCGGCUGUGCCAGGUGCGCCUCCUAACCGCCGCCCCCGGGAAGGCGGCGUCUGCUUCCCAGCCGCGCUGGACGGAGUCACGCUUCAUAGUGGAAAUAUUUGAAAUAUAUUGUAAAAUACAGAACGGACUUAUUUUUAUUAUGAGAAAUAAAGACUUUUUUUUUUUUCUGCAUUUGG
This is a messenger RNA of Pteropus alecto (black flying fox), 4961 nucleotides long. It is a transcript of the gene SLIT2, whose product is annotated as slit guidance ligand 2. Gene Ontology annotation, biological process: retinal ganglion cell axon guidance; negative regulation of cell growth; negative chemotaxis. Gene Ontology annotation, molecular function: Roundabout binding; heparin binding; calcium ion binding. Lineage: Eukaryota; Metazoa; Chordata; Mammalia; Chiroptera; Pteropodidae. The coding region runs from base 219 to 4811 and encodes 1530 amino acids. The transcript is spliced from 37 exons. The record is from RefSeq and is a predicted model, not a curated record.